This is a messenger RNA of Manis pentadactyla (Chinese pangolin), 5476 nucleotides long. It is a transcript of the gene SMIM43, whose product is annotated as small integral membrane protein 43. Bases 3075 to 3266 code for a protein of 63 amino acids. The transcript has 8 exons. The record is from RefSeq and is a predicted model, not a curated record. Lineage: Eukaryota; Metazoa; Chordata; Mammalia; Pholidota; Manidae.
AGUGGAAAAAGGAUGGACUUUGGUUUCAGAUAAACUUUGGUUCAAAUGGAUUUGGGGCCAAGUUAAGUCAGCCUUAGAAAGGUACCUGGAAAUUUCUUUUCCUCCAGUCUCCUACCCUUAUCCAGCCCUUGUCUUGUGGAAGCUGCUUUCAUCCUGCAGGUGUUCCAACAGCAUUUUGCAGGCACACACUGGUUCAUUUGAAGCUUUGACCUUCAGGAUUUCAAAGGAAGGGACUAAGAUGUUCUAAGCAGAAGUAUUCUCAUCUGCCAGCUGACAUUAACCAUUAUGAUUGCUGCAAUAAGGAGAUUUACUGGAAAACCAGUGGAAGCUCACAGAAUGGAAAAGGGCAGGAGAACCAAGUUUGGGAAAAGGGCAGGAGUCAAGGAUGCCAUGGAGGCAGAUAGCAAAAGCUACACUCAGUAUUGGUGUGGCCCUCAGAUCUCCUCUGCCACUGGGAUGCAUCGGACCUCCAACAUUUUCUGCUGUACCAUUUGCCCUCAAGCCUCAGAGUCCAAGAAUCAAGGAUAUUUGGCUGAGUUUCUCGACUGCUCUUCCUGCCCUCUGCCCUGCACUGUAUCAAAAGUAGAUAAAAAAGGUCUCUGACCCCCUUGGUUUCCAUAGCAGGAGGUGGCAAUGGAAAACAGUCACUGGGAUCUGUCCUAGUACCAAGACUACACAAAAUAGAGAAUUAUACCAGUAGGAACAUGUGGUGGUUAGAGUGGAGGUGUGUGGACUCUGAGUAGUCAGUCACAAAUCUCUGCUUUACUUAUAUAAGACUUCAAAUUUCCUCUGUAGCCUCGUGAGCAGUAGUGUGCUGGUAAACGUUUAACAACUGGCUCUCUGGCCUUGAUUUGUAGCAUUUGAACAUUUCUAUAGGACAAACACUCCUAUGAUGGCCGAUUUCAAGCUACUCACAUGGCAUUUGAACACAGUUGGGAAGAGAUGUGCAGUAACAUACUAUUAUAAUAUUUCAGACAUACAGCUACAACAGAUGAAGAUAACUUCAAGGGCAUAGAUAAUGUGAAAUAUAGUAAAAUGAUUAGGAAGUGAUGAGUUUUGAGCAUUACCUUUGUUAACAUAAUUUAUUUAAUUAUACGUUUGUAUGAUAUAAUUCUUAAUAAUGGCUAUAUUUUAACAAAUGGCUUGCAAAAUUCUUGAAAAGAAUUUUAUGAGCCAUCUCCAGAAUGCCACUGCCUAUGAAACGGAUCAAUAGUUUACUGAGAGAGAAAGAGUAAGUAACAUGCUGAGGGGAGAGACCUAGGACUUAGAAAUUUUGUACAGUAGUCUAUAACAUUGGGGACCCACAGUAAUAGAAUAAGAAUGGUAUCUGACAUGCACUUAGCAAAACACAUUCCUACUCAACAUCUUACUUGUUUCUGAUCCUUACAUAAACCUAAGGAAAAACUAAGCAGGGUGUUUUACAGGUGAGGGAAUUGAGAGAGCUGAAGUGACCACUGACAGGUUCAGGGGAGACUAAAAUUCCCAAUGCACAGCUUUUUCCAUACAAUCCUCUUUCUUUGAACCCCCUGCCAUCACUGGAACAGCCAUUUAUUACAGGUAGCCCAUUAAAUAAUACGGGAUGUGUUGUAUUUAUUCAGGUGUAAUCAGGAUGACCUGAAUUCAGCCAGGGAGGUUUCCUUUUAUCUUCACAAAUAAAGAAUGAAAUAAAGUUGGAGGCCCACAGAAUGUGCAGUGAUAUAACCUGCUGUGUUAGCAAGUUUAAUAGCCUGACUCCAGCAUGGCCGCCAGUGAUCCUUCACCUGGUGUUUAUGUUCUUGGACUCCUACAUUGAAUAGGGCUAAACUGUGUGACUAACAGGAUAUUGCAGACGUGAUGGUAUACAACUUCUGAAGCUAGCCAUAAAGGGCAUUGCAGCUUCUGCCUUGUUCUAUUGAGUCACUUUCUCUGAGGGAAGCCAGCACAGUGCUGUGAGGACACCCAAACAGCCCUGUGGAGAAGCCCACAUGGGAAGGAACUGAGGCCUCCCACCAACAACCAGCUAGACUACUUGACAGCCAUGCAAGUGAGCCACCUUGGAAGUGGAUCCUCUAGCUCUAGAUAAGCUUUCAGAUGACUGUGGCCCUGGCUGACAAGAGACUGUAACCUCAUGAGAAAUUGCAAAACAGAAUUACCCAGUGAAGUACCCCCAAAUUCUUGAUCAACAGAAAUUGAGGGAGAUAAACAAUGUUUAUGUGUUUGAAGUCAAGGAGUUUUGGGGAUAAUUUGUUACACAGCAAUAGAUAAACAUUUCUUUAAAAGCUGCACCCAUAUGGGCUAUUAAAGAAGCACUUUAAGCAAAUUGUUUUGUUUUGUAUUUGUUCCCCACCACCACCAAAAUGAAUUCAAGUCAACAUUGUAAAGCUUUUACAAAAUAACUUUUGAAGUGCAGUUUACUAUUGAUUGCCUAAAUGACCUGUUGUCCAUAGAAAAGUGCACUCAGUAUACUGAGUACAUCUGCAACUCUGAAGAGCAAGGUUGCUUGAGCUGGCAUUCACUCACAUUCCAUUUGUGUAUGUCACACUCCACAGAUGUGGAGUCAGCUCACAGCAAACAGUUAUCCAAUAGCCCUUUAGACCCCCACCUCACCAUCACCUUUAAUCUGGGGGGGGGGGUCUCUGGUCCAGUGCAGCCUGUCCUUUGGGAAAGCAGGGACAGGGGGAAAUAAUGAAAUAAAUUAAUUAGGAAGGGAGGGUUAGGGACUCCACUGGAUGCUGGAGGUGGAAAUCAUUUGCCAAAAAUCCCUGGGAGGCUGAGCUGUGGCCUCUUCUCCUGGUGUCCCCACCCGCUGAAGUUCGCUCUUAACGAAAUACACCCAUGUUGCCAAGGGCGCAGGAGAGGGUCUCUGCGAAGCAGGAGGCUUUUGUGCCUGCUGGGAGAGUCGGAGCUGGGAUUACACCAGCUCUUCAGCGCGUUUCCUCCGAGCUGGGGAAGGCCUGGCGCGGACCCGGGAGUAGGCGCCCAAGGCGGGGCGCCCUCGUGCGGGAGCGAGGAGACCGAGAGGUGGGGGCCUGGGAGGUGUGCCUCGCUGCCAGAAGCAAUCCGCUCCGGGCGCGCACUACCACCACGCCUGCAGCAUGGAGUGGGAGCUCAACUUUCUGCUCUACCUGGCGCUCUUCUUCUUCCUGCUCUUCUUACUUUUCCUGCUGCUCUUCGUGGUCAUCAAGCAGCUGAAGAACUCCGUGACCAGCACGGCCGGGUCGCUGCAGCCCGGGCGCCUCUCGCUGCACCGGGAGCCUUGGGGCUUCUCCCGCGAGCAGGCGGUGUGACUGACAAGGCGCGGGAACUGGCGGGAGGGUACCGAGCGGCGCGGGCGCCGGGCUGGGUCUCAAGUCUCGAUUUUCUGUCCGCGUGGCCGCGCAGGCUCCAGUGCCAGGCUCAGCUGUAGCGCCGGCAGAUCCUUUCUCACUGAUUUACGUCGUCUCAAGUUCUGGAGCCGACCUGCUGCCCUGGGCUGGUGCGCGGAGGACCGCAGCCGCACUUAGAGCCGGCUAACCGGGAACCCUGAGCAGAGAGGACGGGAACACCCGGAAAUGGAAGUUCUCUGCUAAUGCUGUGCCACUGGUGUCCAGAGGUUUAAACUACCCCUGACUCUUCCAGAGAGGAAAUUAUAGAGAAUCCAGGCUGUAGAUCCCGGACUGAUGCCAUCUGGUGAGAUUCUACAGAAGAAGAGAGAAAAUUUACCCAGAGUGUGCCAUGCACCGGCUUUUCUGGGAAUGACAAGGUGCCAGGAUUUGUUUUUGGUUCACUUGCAGGGGUGGAAACUUGGAACUAGAUGAAAAUUUUGCUUUCUUAUUGGGAAUCAAGAUGGACUGCUCUCUGGAUAACAGAGUAGGAAGUUGCUGGACUGCACAGUGGCUUACACAAAGCAGGGUUUUGUUUUGUUCUCAUGUAACAAGGAGGUUGGAGGUAGGCUAUUGCUAGAGUUGGUUCACUAGCUUCCAGAUGUCAGGGUCAAGGUGGUCCCUGAGGUUCCCUUGGAUUUUCCUAUGUUCCAAGAUGGUUGCUGCAGCUGCCCAAAGGUGAAGGAAGCCCAAAAAGAAAACAGAGCAUGCUCUUUCUUCAGUCUAUUUCCUUUUAAGAGCUUUCUCAGCAGCCCAACGACUUCUGCUUAUACCUCAUGGGCCAGACUGUCAUUGACUACUGCUAUCUGCAAGGUUACCUAAGAAAUGUCGUUUUUGUAGCUGGACAUAUAACUGCCUUCAACAAAAGUGUGAGUUUUCUUCAUGAAGAAGAAGAUGAUGGUGAAUCUUGAGUGAGCAACCAGUAGUCUGUGCCCUGGCUACAAAAUACAGUGGUAACUGAGCAUAAUGUUUGAAAUACACCCAAACUUUAGCGCCUUCACAACUGGCAACCCUCCAGGCAAAACUCCUGUGCUCUGAGAGUAAGCAGAGUAAAGACAUGCUAGGUUGCUUAUAAAACACUUGCCCUUCUCCCUGAACCAACACACUUGCCCCGCUUCUUUCUAGAGGACCCUAGGAACCUGUACCCUUUCUUGGUGACUGUAUCUCUUUAUAGAGAGAGGUUUGGGAUGGGAUAAAGGAUGUUCUGCCUUUCUGCUUCUCAGUCUACUUCAUUUAUCUCCUCUCUAAUGUUCCUGAUGGAUUUUUGGCAGAGUUCUGUUUGGGUGUUUGAUCCUACCUUUUAUGCAGGGGAGGGUAAUCUAUGUAAAGAAAGACUACUUUACUCUGUGACUUCAUCACCAAUCUAGGAAUAUCCUGAGAGAAGAAUUGCUUCUCAAAGCUGCUUCCUUAAACAGCCUACAUCCUGGCUAAGUAAAGGGAGAAGAAACACUUCCCACAUCCAGGACUAUCCAAAAGAAUUUUCUGUGAUGACAGAAAUGUUCUAUAUCUGCACUGUCCAAUAUAGUAGCCACUAGCCACAGGUGGCUAGUGAACACUUGAGAUGUGGUUAGCAUGAAUGAGGAAGUAAAAUUCAAUUGUAUUUAAUUUUGAACAAUUUAAAUAUAAAUAGCCACAUGUAACUAGUGGCUAUUUUAUUGUAGAGCACAGUGCACAUCUUUUUCUUUCUUGUAUUUUAAAACUAGCUGGGAAGGGUUUGCGCCAGUCAUGUGCUUGGUGUUCCAUAAUCUUUACCCUUCCCCCUUGCCAUUGAUCUUGUCUCCCAGAGGAAAAAUGGCAUCUUGAAACUAAAUUCACAUUAACCUCAUAUCUAUACAUUGCACAAAUUCCUGUAAAAAUGGAAUGGUCUCCUGGGAAUAGGUCUUGUGAUUGAUUUUAGUGAUAAUUGAUCAUGGAAAAGUGGUGGUGUUGGUCCACUUAACAUUCCUAGUGAACAGUAUGUGUUUCUAAUUAGAAUGAGUCAGCAGAGAUUAUUUUGUUCUGUGGUGCAAUUCAUUCUUAGUUACUUUAUUUUUUUAAUAUUGUGGCUGCUAAAUGAUUAUUCUGUGUAUGUUUUUCAAAAUAUGUAGUGGUUUAUAUUUUUUAAAAGGCUGUGAAAUAAAAAAAAUUAUAUGUAA